Mastomys coucha (southern multimammate mouse) is the source of this 874-nucleotide messenger RNA. Its product is annotated as artemin-like. The record is from RefSeq and is a predicted model, not a curated record. NCBI's taxonomy places the organism in Eukaryota, Metazoa, Chordata, Mammalia, Rodentia, Muridae. The transcript has a single exon. Bases 97 to 519 code for a protein of 140 amino acids.
CGCUCCCGGAGCCGCGGGGGAGGGGACCCGAGAGUGGGCGGUGCCUCGCGCGCGGGCUCGAGCGCUAGCGCCCGCUGGCUGACGCGUCCCGCGGGCAUGCGCGCCGCCCCCGCCCGCGCCGUCCCCCGGGGGCCCGAGAGCGCGCGCCCUGCUGACGUCAGCGGGCGGCUGGCGGAGCGCUGCGCAGGACCAGGCGCACUCGCGCGCUGCGCUCUCCUCGCCUCCCCCUCCCUCCCCGCCCGCCCGCCCGCCCGGCGCGCGCGCGUGCCCUGCCCUCCCUGCCCGCCUCUUCUCGCGCUCCCCGCUGGCCGCGGCUCCCUCGCGCUCUCCCCGUCUCCUGGCCGCUCCGCCGAGCGAUGCGAGUUCUGGGCCCCGGCGACGCCGCCUCCCGCUAGAGAUCUGCACCCCCAACCCCCACCCCCGGCCCGGCCCUCUGCCCAGCCUUGCCCCGCGCGCGGGGGUCGGAGAAGGCGCCGCGGACGCACCGACGGCCGAGGAGCGGCGAUGCACAUGCACUAGCGGCACCCCCUAACUCACUCCCUCCACACCCCGCGCCGCCGCCGCCUCCACCUUCUCCGCCUCCGCCUCCUCCUCCUCCGCCUCCGGCAGCCGCGGCAGAAGGACCCACCCUGCCCCCCACCCCACCCUCCGCCGGCUCCGGCUGCGGAUCCAGCCUCGACUCCUAUUUUAUUUAUUUUGGGUCGUGCACUAGCUUCGGUGCCUGCAACCCGCGCCUCCCGGGCCCGCGGGCGCCUCCUCUCUCGACUCCGGAGCCCCAGACCCCGGCCACCCUCACCUCGACACCCCCAGACCCCAGCCAGCCGCCUCUAAUCUUCGCCGCUGGAAUCUUGAUAAAGGCUGUCCUUUUGGGGAA